UUUCUCUCUCUCUCUCUACGAAACCCCAUAACGGGGCAGAUACACUUUCUCUCUCUAAAACACCCUCAAAAUGGCAACUUGUAUGUACCCUCUUUCUCUCAGUAAGGACUCCUUUUUUCAGCCGCUCUCUAGGACCAGUGCCGGAUACAUGUUCAUAUUUUCCCCUUAUUUUUGGCAACUACAAUCUGUUCAUCUCUCUUCCUCUCUCUCUCCAUAACGCGGCCGCAUACAUUUUCUCUCUCUAGAUGGACACACCCGCCAGGGGGAACCUCCAGAUUUAGCGGGGUCUUUUCUUUUUUUUAGAAACUAAGCCCAUUGUUUCUAUCUCAAACCAUUCUCUUCCUCUUUUCUUGGCGGGAAGACCGGUUUAAAAAUGGCAUCUAAUAUUAUAGAGAGAGAGUGAGAGAAAGAGAGAGGAGAGUCAUAUUAUAGAGAGAGAAAGAGAAAGAGAAAGAGAGAGAAGAGUCCUUAGUUGGUAUUUAUUUAAUGUCGUUUUUCUGCUCCAAAUAAUUAGGGAAAAAGGAAAAGCAAAAAUUGGAGUCCAAAAAAAGGAAAAAAAUUGAAUGAUAUUGAAGGAGGAUAUCAAUAAAUAGGAGGCGACCCAAGAACUGGGAGAAGAGGAAUCGGCACCUUUUUGAGAUGGCAGAUUCUACCGAUCCCAACAGUGUCAAGGAUCUCAAAAAAGAUGAUGAAACUGAGGAGAUCAAUGACAAUCCUAUUGAGCAAGUGAGAUUAACAGUCCCGAUCACUGAUGACCCCACGUUGCCGGUCCUAACUUUUCGGACAUGGGUUCUAGGCAUCAUCACAUGUUCUGUCCUUGCCUUUCUCAACCAGUUCUUUGGCUAUCGCCAAAAUUCCCUCUAUGUACCUGCGGUGGCUGCCCAAAUUGUGACCCUACCACUUGGGAAACUCAUGGCCAAGACUCUCCCGACAAAUUCCAUCACGAUCCCGGGAACAAAAUGGAAAUUCUCGAUGAAUCCGGGGCCCUUCAACUUGAAGGAGCACGUGCUCAUUACCAUCUUCGCCAACUCUGGCUCUAACUCGGUGUAUGCUGUGAACAUUAUAACGAUCGUUAAAGCCUUCUAUCACAGGCAACUCAACCCUUUCGCUGCGUUGCUCCUCUCCCAGACAACUCAGAUGCUCGGAUAUGGAUGGGCCGGUGUGUUUAGGAAGUUCCUUGUUGAUUCCCCGUACAUGUGGUGGCCAGCAAACCUGGUUCAAGUUUCCCUUUUCAGGGCACUACAUGAGAAGGAGGUUCGAUCGAAGGGCAGCAUGACUCGCCUCCAGUUCUUCUUAGCUGUCUUCCUCACCAGCUUCUCCUACUACGUUGUCCCCAACUACUUCUUCCCCUCCAUCACAUCCCUCUCUUUUGUCUGCUGGAUUUGGAAAGACUCAGUAACGGCUCAACAAAUUGGCUCUGGCCUCUACGGCCUCGGGAUUGGCUCCUUCGCUCUCGAUUGGUCCGCUGUCGCCAGUUUUCUUGGAAGCCCUCUUGCUACUCCAGGCUUUGCUAUAGCUAACAUAAUGUUUGGUUUCUUCCUUACCAUGUAUGUGGUGCUUCCUAUAACAUAUUGGACCAACUCUUUUCAAGCAAAAAGGUUCCCUAUAUUCUCCUCCCAUGUUUUUGAUGGUGUGGGGCAGCCCUACAACAUUUCAAGAGUGUUGGAUGAUGCCACAUUCUCCUUUAAUGAGGUUGGAUAUCAGGGAUACAGCAAGGUGCACCUUAGCAUCUUCUUUGUCUUUGCUUAUGGCAUCGGCUUUGCAACUCUUGCCGCCACUGUGUCGCAUGUGGCCCUCUUCCAUGGAAAGAAUAUAUGGGGUCAUUUUAGGGCAACAUUCAGGAAUCAAAAAGGUGAUGUGCACACAAGGAUCAUGAAGAAGAAUUACAAGGAGGUGCCUCAGUACUGGUUUUACAUCAUCCUGGUGGCCAUGAUUGUGUUGGCUAUCUCUUGCUGUGAAGGAUUUGGAGGGCAAUUGCAGUUGCCAUAUUGGGGUGUGUUCAUGGCUUGUGGCUUAGCCUUGUUUUUCACCCUUCCCAUUGGUAUCAUCCAAGCUACUACUAACAUGCAACCAGGGCUGAAUGUGAUAACAGAGCUGAUUAUUGGGUACAUUUAUCCGGGCAAGCCUUUGGCCAAUGUGUCUUUCAAGACAUAUGGUUACAUUAGCAUGUCUCAAGCCAUCAUGUUUUUGCAAGAUUUCAAGCUGGGGCACUACAUGAAGAUUCCCCCAAGAUCUAUGUUUGUGGCUCAGCUUGUGGGCACCGUCCUUUCCACUUCGAUCUAUUUUGGCACGUCGUGGUGGCUCCUUGAAUCCGUCCCGCACAUCUGUGACCGCUCCCAACUUCCUGACGGCAGCCCCUGGACCUGCCCUGGGGACGACGUCUUCUACAAUGCAUCUAUCAUAUGGGGUGUUGUCGGUCCCCUCCGAAUGUUCGGUUCCAAAGGCCUUUACCAACUCCAAAACCUCUUCUUUCUCAUUGGCUUCUUGGCCCCAGUGCCUGUAUGGAUUCUGUCUAAGAAGUUCCCUAAUAAGAAGUGGAUUAGUCUAAUUAACAUGCCACUCAUCAUUGGAGCCACUGGUAAUAUGCCUCCUGCAAGGGCUGUUAAUUUCAUUUGCUGGGGAAUUGUUGGAUAUAUCUUUAAUUUCCUUAUUUACAAGAGGUACAAAGGUUGGUGGGCACGGCAUACCUAUGUACUAUCGGCUGGAUUAGACGCCGGAGUUGCGUUUAUGGCUGUUUUAUGCUACUUCACUCUACAGAUUAAUGACAUUAAUGGGCUGAAUUGGUGGGGGCUCGAUUUGGAUGACCAUUGCCCUCUGGCACAUUGCCCUACUGCUCCUGGCAUCCAAGUCGCGGAUUGCCCGCCUUUCUAAACACAAAAGAACCACAAAAGAAGACGACGAAUGAUGAUGAUGAAGGAGAAAAAGGUUUAGUUACUGUAGAUGAAUUUGGUUUAAAAGUGGGUUUCAGAGGAUUUGUUCAUGUAGAUACACAAUUGGAAUAGUAAUUGGGCGUUUGUUCAAUAAACAUUUCAAAAAGUAAUUGGGUGUUUGUUCAAGAAACAUUUCAAAAAGAAAAGAAAUAUUUCAAUACUGGCUUCAUAUUCA
Amborella trichopoda is the source of this 3105-nucleotide messenger RNA. RefSeq names its product oligopeptide transporter 1. The record is from RefSeq and is a predicted model, not a curated record. NCBI's taxonomy places the organism in Eukaryota, Viridiplantae, Streptophyta, Magnoliopsida, Amborellales, Amborellaceae. Gene Ontology annotation, molecular function: oligopeptide transmembrane transporter activity. Gene Ontology annotation, biological process: transmembrane transport.